AUGCAGCCCACCCUGGAGGCCGACGCCCGCCACAAGAUCAUCGAGAGCUUCUUCCCAAACCCAGACGAGUACGCUGCAAUCUACGAAGACCUACACGAGCACCCCGAGCUGCCAUGCCAGGAGGAACGUACCGCCUCCGUGGUCGCGUCCCGCCUCAUAUCCCUGGGCUUCUCCGUCCAGCAGCAGAUCGGCGGCCACGGCGUCGUUGGCCUACUGACCAACGGACCCGGAGCCAACGUUCUCCUGCGCUCGGAGCUCGACGCCCUCCCAAUCAGCGAGGCGACGGGUCUAUCCUACGCAAGCAAAGCCGAGCAGGUGGAUGCUGACGGUGUUAAAAAGGGCGUCAUGCAUGCCUGCGCCCAUGAUAUGCACAUGGCAUGUCUCCUGGGUGCUGCGGAGCUCCUGAAAAGUGCGCGCGCCCUAUGGUCCGGCACACUGAUCAUCAUCUUCCAGCCAAACGAGGAAAGAUUGCUCGGCGCAAAGGCCAUGAUCGAGGACGGCCUAUUCGACAAGAUCCCGCUGCCCAGCGUAUGCUUGGCGCAGCACUGUGUGCCCACCAAGAGCGGCACGGUCGCGGUCAAGUCUGGCCGCGUACUGGGGCUAUUGGACUCGCUGACGGUGCGAGUUUACGGGCGUGGCGCGCACGGGGCUACCCCGCAGCUUGCUAUUGAUCCGAUCGUGCUGGCAGCGAGUAUUCUUACCCGGCUGCAGACGGUUGUGGGGCGCGAGAUGGAUCCCAAGGAGCCUGUUGUUGUUGGUUGUGGGAUGAUUCGUGCGGGGACGGACGCGAGCAUUAUUCCUGAUUUUGCGGAUUUUACUCUUGAUGUGCGUAGCUUUUCGGAGACGGCGCAGAAGAAUGCUAGGGCUGCUGUUGAGAGAAUUAUACACAAGGAGUGUGAGGCUUCUGGGGCGACGAGGGCGCCGCUGAUUAGGGCCGCGGUUAGCAGUCCGGCUAUUGACAAUGACGAGGUCGCUACGGCGAGAUUUACGAGGACGUUGCAGGCUUAUUAUGGUAGUCGAACGGCUGAGGUGGUGCAAGAGAUGCCACCGGACAUUGUUGCGGAUGACUUUGUGCUUCUCGGGUUGCCGCCUGGGAAACAGCCUAUUCCGUAUGUUUACUGGAACAUUGGGGUGGCAGAUCCGGAGACAUGGGACAAGGCAAACCGCGAGGGCAAGCUGUGGGAUUUGCCACCGACGCAUAGUGCCACCUAUGCGCCGGUGAUUGAGCCUACUUUGCGAACAGGAAUUGAGGCAAUGACUCUCUCUGCCCUGACAUUCCUCGAUUUGGAAAUUAAGACAUAG
This is a messenger RNA of Penicillium verhagenii, 1302 nucleotides long. RefSeq lists its product as uncharacterized. The record is from RefSeq and is a predicted model, not a curated record. The coding region runs from base 1 to 1302 and encodes 433 amino acids. Gene Ontology annotation, molecular function: hydrolase activity. Lineage: Eukaryota; Fungi; Ascomycota; Eurotiomycetes; Eurotiales; Aspergillaceae. The transcript has a single exon.